Messenger RNA from Chrysoperla carnea, 2263 nucleotides. RefSeq names its product semaphorin-2A (gene Sema2a). Gene Ontology annotation, molecular function: semaphorin receptor binding; chemorepellent activity. The transcript is spliced from 12 exons. The coding region runs from base 7 to 2205 and encodes 732 amino acids. Gene Ontology annotation, biological process: semaphorin-plexin signaling pathway; neural crest cell migration; negative chemotaxis. The record is from RefSeq and is a predicted model, not a curated record. NCBI's taxonomy places the organism in Eukaryota, Metazoa, Arthropoda, Insecta, Neuroptera, Chrysopidae.
UCCAAAAUGAAGUGGUUUGGAGGUAAUUUUAAGUGUGUAAAGUUCAUUUUAGUGACCAGUUUAUUAAUUCAAUGUGAUGUUUUACAAAAUGCAUUUGUCCAAUGUGAAUUUGAAAACAGUUGGACGUUUUAUUUGGAGCAACCAUGUUGUACGAAUACAAAUGGUCAUCAUUUACGACAUCAUAAAGAUCAUGUUCGUGAAUUUAAUUGUGGAACAAUGUAUUAUAGAACUUUCUUUUUGGAUAGUAAACGUGAUGCGUUAUAUGUCGGUGCAAUGGAUCGUGUGUAUCGACUAAACUUAAGUAAUAUUAGUCAAUCGUAUUGUGAGAGAGAUGUGUUAAAUUUGGAACCAAGUAAUGUGGCGAAUUGUGUAUCGAAGGGGAAAAGUGAGCAUUUCGACUGCCAUAAUCAUAUUCGAGUGAUUCAACCAAUGGGUGAUGGAGGUCGACUCUACAUGUGUGGAACAAAUGCUCACAGUCCGAAGGAUUGGGUCGUUUAUUCGAACUUAACACAUUUACCACGUCAUGAAUACGUGCCAGGUAUUGGUAUGGGUAUUGCAAAAUGCCCAUACGAUCCAGCCGAUAAUUCAACUGCUGUAUGGGUGGAACAUGGUAAUCCUGGUGAAUUACCUGGUCUUUAUUCGGGUACAAAUGCUGAAUUCACAAAAGCUGAUACAGUGAUAUUUCGUACGGAUUUACAUAAUUUAACAACAGGACGGCGUGAAUUCAGCUUUAAACGUACGCUGAAAUAUGAUUCAAAAUGGCUUGAUAAACCAAAUUUUGUUGGAUCAUACGAUAUUGACGAAUAUGUGCUGUUCUUUUUUCGUGAAACUGCUGUGGAAUAUAUCAAUUGUGGUAAAAGUGUCUACUCUCGUGUAGCGCGCGUAUGCAAGAAAGAUACGGGUGGCAAAAAUAUAUUAAAUCAAAAUUGGGCUACGUAUUUGAAGGCACGCUUAAAUUGUUCCAUACCAGGCGAAUUUCCAUUUUAUUUCAAUGAGAUACAGAGUAUUUACAAAAUUUCUGGCGAUGAUACCCGUUUUUAUGGUACAUUCACAACAUCUGCGAAUGGUUUAAUGGGCUCAGCGAUUUGUUCGUUUACCAAAGAGGACAUACAAAAUGCAUUUGCUGGUAAAUUUAAGGAACAAGCAUCAUCGAGUUCAGCCUGGUUGCCCGUUUUAAGUAGUAAAGUUCCCGAACCACGUCCUGGAACGUGUGUAAAUGAUACAGAAACAUUACCGGAUACUGUUUUGAAUUUUAUUCGUUCACAUCCGUUAAUGGAUGGAGCCGUUGCCCAUGAGAAUGAUAAACCUGUGUACUAUAAACGUGAUAUUUUAUUUACGAAAUUAGUUGUGGAUCGUUUGGAGAUUAAUACGAUUGAAACGAAAAUCAAUUAUACGGUUUAUUACGCUGGAACAAAUGAUGGACGCGUUUAUAAAAUCAUACAAUGGUACGAUAAGAAUGGUGAAUCACAUUCAUUGUUACACGAUGUAUUCGAUAUCACACCGGGUGAACCGAUCCAAGUGAUGGAGUUGAGUCGUGAACAUGAAUCAUUGUAUGUGGCAUCCGAUUUUCGAAUCAAACAAGUUGACCUGGUGAUGUGUAAUCGUCGUUACGACAGUUGUCUACGAUGUGUCCAUGACCCAUACUGUGGAUGGGAUAAAGAUACGGAUUCAUGUAAAGCGUAUACACCAGGCUUGUUACAAGAUGUCUCAAAUAGUACGGCAUCAAUUUGUGAUAGUAGCGUUAUUAAGAAGAAAAUGGUUGUGAAUUGGGGACAAAGUUUACAUUUAGGAUGUUUCCUAAAAAUCCCUACCGUAUUAGCAUCACAAACUAUCACAUGGUAUCAUCAUUCCAAGGAAAAGGGACGUUAUCGUAUUAUUUUCAGACCCGAUAAAUAUAUUCAAACCGCUGAACAUGGUUUAGUGAUCAUUGCUGUAACAGAAGCGGACGCCGGUCGCUACGAUUGCCUUAUGGGUGGCUCAUUGUUAUGCUCAUACAAUGUAACAGUGGAUGCACAUCGAUGUACGCCACCAUCGAAAAGUAACGAAUAUCAGAAAAUAUAUUCAGAUUGGUGUCAUGAAUUUGAAAAAUAUAAGUCUGCUAUGAAGUCCUGGGAGAAAAAACAAGCUCAAUGUAAUUCAUCACAGAAUACGAACAAUAAUCAGAAUGGUCAUCCCAACGAAAUAUAUCAUCAACCAUUAGUCUGAUACAACUAAAUUAACUAAAUUAAUUAUUAAAAAACAUACAAAAAAAAAACAGUGGUUU